AUGGACCAUACUUUGAAAAGACAAGUGAACGAUAUAAGUACUAAUAAUGAUUUGAACGACGAUGAAGAUGCCACUUGGGGAGGCAAAAGGACUAGAUAUAUAUACAACUAUACUUUGGAAAGUUCUGAUUUGAUUUUAAACACAUAUGAUUCAGAUGUCACGGAAAGUGUACACAGUGUUCAAUCAAAAACUACAAUGGAAGCAAUAAGCGAAGCAGAUCUUUCCUCAGAUAAGAGUUGUAGAAGCGACUGUGAGUGCAAUGGUCAAACCAAUCAUACAGAAUUUGAUGUGGUCAGCACUUCAUCGUCUUGCCAUAAUAUAGAAUCAAAUUCUUCAGAUUCCUCAAUAUUGAUAGAUUUUAAGGUCACCAAUAAUAUUAUAAAUUGUGAUGAUACUUUACCAGACAAUGGAUACAAUCCUGACGACACUGAUGGAAGAGUAACUACUUCAAAAACAGAUUUACCUCCUCCAGCCUGUUUUAAAACAUGUCUACAAUGCAGAAAGGAAAACCCCAAUCCCUACUUCCAAUACUGUUUUGUUUGUUUUCGAUAUAGAAUGGAAUUUUUCGGGAGUAAGCCUCGGUCCAAGACAAAAAAUGUCAAACGUUUAAACGUGUCAAAGCCAAAAAAAGAAUACAACUUACUUCAAGGUUCUCAGAAAUCCAGUCCAUCAAAUUGGGAACAGGGUGUUUCGACUCGUAUAGAAAAUAGUAGCACUCAGAUGAAUGAAAAUAUUAAAAGCAUAUGUAGCAUAUGUAACAUAAUGCCUAAAAAUGGUGCAUUUAACCAUGGAAAAAUUGCCCAUAUUUAUUGUUGCUACUCAUGUGCUAAAAAAUUGUUUAGAAAAUCAAAUAAAUGUCCCUUAUGUAAUUUAACAGUUAAAUUUGUGACAAAAAUAAUUGUUGUCGAGUAA
Messenger RNA from Macrosiphum euphorbiae (potato aphid), 912 nucleotides. NCBI's taxonomy places the organism in Eukaryota, Metazoa, Arthropoda, Insecta, Hemiptera, Aphididae. The record is from the annotation of a GenBank genome assembly.